Messenger RNA from Lolium perenne, 1538 nucleotides. NCBI's taxonomy places the organism in Eukaryota, Viridiplantae, Streptophyta, Magnoliopsida, Poales, Poaceae. The record is from RefSeq and is a predicted model, not a curated record.
UUGAAAUUGUUCUUUUGUACUUGGCUACUUGCAUUAUUUAUUUUUGUUGUUGAUCUGUGAUUCCCUGGUUGCUUGCUGGUUAGUUUUGUGUGCGUACUUUGUUUGGUGACUUGGUUUUUAUUGCAUGCUACCUUGUUUCUUUUAUAGAUGAUGCUUGUACAUGUAGAAGUUUAAUCUUCAUAGAAUCCUAAUUGUAUGCCACUCUAUCUGACUGUUUUGGCAGACAUGGCACGCCCACCAAAAAAAUGGGAAACCAUAAUCUUAUGGCACACAAUGAGGCAACGGAGAGUGAAAAUACUCAUAAUAUUAUAUCUAUUGUUGCAAGUUUUCUUAAUGUUAAUUAGGAGGAGACGAUAUAGGAUGCGUCGUGUUAGGCAGCCUUCUUGGUAUGAUCCAAUCACUCGAGCACAGGCACUGAACAACAAAAUACGAGUAAGCGAUACUGAAUGCAUUUACCAGUUGAGGAUGGAUAGGCAUUGUUUCCAAGUGUUAUGCUCUUUGGUAAGAGAAAUAGGUGGGGUAAAGGAUAGUAGAAACAUGAGCGUCGAUGAAAUGGUUGCUAUGCUCCUUCACAUACUUGCACAUGAUGAGAAAAAUCGAGCAAUCCAUCAUGAUUUCCAACGGUCACCUGAAUCAGUUAGUCGAAAUUUUCAUAAAAUUCUAGACGCGGUUUUAAAACUCUGGAGAGUUCUACUUAAGAAGCCUCGACCAAUUCCUGCCAAUUGCACAGAUGGAAGGUGGACGUGGUUUAAGAACUGUUUAGGUGCCUUAGAUGGGACAUAUAUAGAAGUUCACGUGCCCAAAGUUGACAAACCAAGAUUUCGCUCAAGGAAAAAGGAAGUUGCAACGAAUGUCCUUGGCGUUUGUGCGCCAGACAUGCAGUUUAUUUAUGUAUUGUCGGGUUGGGAAGGAUCUGCACAUGAUGGGAGGGUGCUCCGAGAUGCUUUAUCGAGACCAAAUGGCCUUAGGAUUCCUCGUGGAUGUUAUUACCUAGUCGACGCUGGGUACAAGAACUGUGAGGGAUUUCUUGCUCCAUACAGAAGCCAACGAUACCAUCUAAAUGAUUGGACAAAUCCCCCAAAUACAAAAGAGGAACUGUUUAACAUGAAGCAUUCAGCAGCCAGAAAUACGAUUGAGAGGACAUUUGGCUUGUUGAAGAUGCGUUGGGGUAUCAUUAGGAAUCCCUCUUAUUAUCCUUUUGAUACACAAGUUGAUAUAAUAUUAGCCUGCUGCUCCAUUCACAAUCUCAUACGAUAGCAAAUGCGUAUUGAUCCUUGUGAGGAAUAUCUAGAUGAGUACAUGCGAAGUCUUCAGCAACAACAUGUAAAUGAGGAUGUCAUUCAGUCCACUGCAGCAUCUCCAGAAUGGGCUGAGAAAAGAGACAAGUUAGCCGAGGACAUGUGGAAAUCUUGGAAAGAGAAAAGACGAGACAAUUGAUGCAUGGUAGCAGAUAUUAGGUGUAUUACAUUAAAUGUUUGUGUGCCUAGCUAUGUGUGUCAAAACAUCCUGUCAUGCUAUUUGUUUUCUCCUAUAUGUCA